This is a messenger RNA of Dreissena polymorpha, 534 nucleotides long. RefSeq lists its product as uncharacterized. The transcript is spliced from 4 exons. Bases 52 to 534 code for a protein of 160 amino acids. The record is from RefSeq and is a predicted model, not a curated record. NCBI's taxonomy places the organism in Eukaryota, Metazoa, Mollusca, Bivalvia, Myida, Dreissenidae.
GUUAAGCGGAACUUAAAAACCUCAUAUUUUACUUAUCUGAAAUAUAGUUUCAUGUAUGCAUACUUAAUGAAAUUUAUCAUUAUAGGUUUGAUGAUUCUUCUUGGUGUCGCUGUCACACAAGUACUAACAGAGAAUUGUGAUGCUAACGUUGUCGUUGAGAUAUUAAAGUCGUGCCACACAGUCGGGAUAUCUGAGGACACGACAGCCGCCAUGAUCAACACGCUGUGUCAAAAUGCUGAAUGUACCAUCCGGUGCGUUACGGACGCCGUGGGAACAUGCUACAAAAACGAUGCCUUUUUUAACUAUGAUCCCGCGUUUGUCAAAGUGUUAUAUCGACUGAUCUGUAACAACUCACAAGCUAUGACGGAUGUUUUAAAACAAUGUGCGACGCAAAUGUUCGCCAAUGGCACCUGCUUCUCGUCAUUUAAGGGACCAUUUGUGACAGCAAAUCAAGACCUCUUGAAUGGGAACUAUAACAGCUACAAGACGGCAGCUUGCAAGUAUAACUUCAUUAUAUUUCCUGACAUUUCAUGA